Carassius auratus (goldfish) is the source of this 1916-nucleotide messenger RNA. RefSeq lists its product as uncharacterized. NCBI's taxonomy places the organism in Eukaryota, Metazoa, Chordata, Actinopteri, Cypriniformes, Cyprinidae. Gene Ontology annotation, molecular function: nucleic acid binding. The transcript is spliced from 6 exons. The coding region runs from base 326 to 1690 and encodes 454 amino acids. Gene Ontology annotation, biological process: DNA integration. The record is from RefSeq and is a predicted model, not a curated record.
UAAUAAAACAAUAAAAAGUACAUUAAUAAAUAAUUUAAAUUAACAAGUUAAAUUGCUUUUUUUUUAAAAAAAGCAUUUUGGCAUUCCUUUUCUCUCUCUAUUUGCCAGAUGCUUUUCUUUGCCGUUUUGCCAAAAGCUUUUCUUUAUCCAUUUGUCAAUCGAGUUAAAAAAUGCCAUUGGACAGUACACACGUGGGAGCAACCAAUCAACUGUCGCCUCAAUUUGAAGCGCCAACUGUCACUGGACAGUUCGAGAUCAAGGCUUUAUCCCGCUUUCUGUGGGCUUCUGAGGCGCCAUUCUUGAACAUUAUAAUUGUUGUGCAAAAAUGUCCGGUGGAUCUGAUCGUGUUUGGAGAGGGAUAGUGGAUGAUUUGCUAGCUUUAGCUGAUUUCUGCGAAAGAAAUUCUCCUCCUGAUUAUCAUUUUGUAUAUAGGAGAGUUUCACAGUUGAGGGAAGACGUUGCAAACGCAGCGGAAAAUUGUGGUUGUACAAUAAACGGAAGGAUUUGGGCCACGUUUGAUGAGGCACAGAGUGUCAUUCAACGACUGAGUCCCUCGGACUGUAGCAGCCGUCACGCUAUUGCAGUUCCAAGCAUUCUUGAACAACACCAGUCGUUGGAUGUACCAGCAGAAGAAACGGCAAGAUGUAUCGGUGUGUCGCUAAGGACAGUCCGACGAAAACUUGCACGUGAUGGCUUAAGGAAACGUGACUUGUACACCUCCAUUACGAAUGAGGAGUUGGAUAGAAUAGUGUCGGAAAUACACCACAGAUACCCCAAUGCUGGCUACAAGAUGAUCUUGGGACACAUAAGAUCCAGGGAACUUCAUAUUCAAAAACACAGGGUUUUAGCAUCAUUAAGACGAGUAGAUCCGGAAGGAAUGGAACUGCGCAGGUUACGUCUUAGGACAGCCCGACGCCGACGUUACAGUGUACCAGCUCCCAACAGUGUGUGGCACAUUGAUGGGAAUCAUAAACUUAUUCGAUGGAGAAUUGUUAUCCAUGGGGGAAUUGAUGGUUUUUCCCGGCUUGUGGCGUACUUAAAAGUUGCCACAAACAACAAGGCUCAAACAGUGCUGCAAAGCUUCCUGUCUGCUGUACAAAUAUAUGGUGUUCCCUCUAGAGUGCGUUCUGACAAGGGGGGAGAAAAUGUAAUGGUUGCCCGCUUCAUGAUAAGAACCAGAGGAGCAAACAGACAGUCACACAUCACAGGAAGAAGUGUGCACAACCAGAGAAUUGAGCGGUUGUGGAGAGAUGUCUUUGACCAAGUAACAGACCUCUUCUACACCACCUUUCGUCGGUUGGAAGAUGAAGGAUGGCAUAAUCCGGACCAGGAAGUGGAUUUGUUUGCCUUGCACUGGUCUUACAUACCACAAAUUCAGAGGCAUCUACAAGAAUUUCAGAGUGCCUGGAAUAGUCACAGUCUAAGAUCUGCUGGCAACAGAACUCCGCUGCAGCUUUGGUCAAAUCAUGAGAAGGAAGGCUCAAAUCAGAUUGACAUUGAUGAUGAAGUCAGGGAAGAUAUUCAAGGGCAACAAGCAGAAGGUGUUCAUGUUCCUGAGUUGGAUAUGCCUCGAGGCUUGACCGAAGAAGAGCUGGCAACACUACCAAACCCGGAUGUACCUUUCUCAGAUGCAUUAUCUGUCUACAUGGAAACCGUUCUUGCUGUAAAACAAAUGAUUGGUGAAUCAUAGUCUUCUCUUUGCGAAGUCUGGUACGUUAUUCCACUGCAUUUCUGAGCGUUUUAGUCGACGUUGUUCCUGGUUCUUGAUCUCUGCCCGUGUCCUAGUGUUCCUAUUUCUGCCUCACCCUCUGGACUUGUCUGUUUGUUGGAUUGCCUGCCUGUGUAUGACCUUUGCCUGUAUUUUGAUUACGAUUCUGAAUAACACUUAAAAUAAACUGCAUUUGGAUCCUCAAACU